Molecule: messenger RNA, 906 nt
Organism: Uloborus diversus
Lineage: Eukaryota; Metazoa; Arthropoda; Arachnida; Araneae; Uloboridae
Exons: 1
Coding region: 1-906 (301 amino acids)
Source: RefSeq, a predicted model, not a curated record
AUGGAAAAUCUUGUCAAGAAGCGAUCUCCGUUACGAACAUCUUUUACUAAGACAUAUAUGAAUUUAAUGGCCUUGUUUGAGAAUGAAAAUAUUGCAAUAAGUGAUCUUAAGAUUAAAUUAGCUACUUUAGAACGCAUUAAUGCUGGUUUAAUGACUCUUGACAACGAAAUUUUAGAACUUACAUUAAAUGCAGAUGAUGACGGUAAAAGUUAUACUGUCGAAUUUGAAGCUAUAGAAGAAUAUAAAAUCAAGUUUGAUGAAGCGUUAGUUUACGUAAAUUCUUUUUUAGAAAGUAAAUCCCAGAUAAGCGCUAGUAUUAAUAAUGAGAAAUCACAACUAAAACUUCCCAAACUGGAAUUAAUGAAAUUCGGUGGUGAAGUUAAAGAUUGGCUGUGCUUUUGGAGUCAGUUUAAAAGAAUUCAUGAACAUAAACAAAUGGAAGAGGGAGAUAAAUUCCAAUAUUUUAUACAGUGUAUGUCUCCUGGUACAAGAGCGAAGGAGAUCAAUGAUAGUUAUCCACCAACAGCAGAAAAUUAUGAAAAAGCAAUUGAAAGCCUCAAAGCAAGGUUUGGCCGCGAGGAACUGUUAGUGGAGUAUUAUGUUCGCGAACUCUUGACUUUAGUUGUUAAAAAUGCUACUAAAUCGAAACUAAACAUUACUCAAUUGUAUGAUAAGCUUGAAUCCCACCUAAGAUCAUUAGAAUCUAUUGGGAUGACAUGCGAUAAAUAUGCUGCUAUGCUAUUCCCACUUGUGGAAUCGUGUGUUCCAGAAGACAUUUUAAGAGUUUGGCUAAGAAAUUCUGCAAGUGAAGAAAAAUCAUACAGUGCAAGACUGAACCAGCUUCUAAACUUUUUAAGAACUGAAGUAGAGGGGGAAGAACGGAUCACCCUUGCAAAGUCGGGAUGA